GUGUCCGGCCUGGCCGUGGAUCAUGUGGCUGAAUCCAGAGGAAGUUUUGCUGAAAAACGCGCUGAAGCUUUGGGUGACGGAGAGAAGCAACGAUUUCUUCCUCCUGCAGCGACGCCGAGGACACGGAGACUCUGGGGGCAAACUCUCAGGUCUCCUGGUGGGCGCGCUGGACACGAUGCUGGACUCCAACGCCAGGGUCACGCCCUUCAGGAUCCUCCACCAGGUCCCCUCCUCCCAGGUCAGCUGGGUCAUCGCUAGUGGGGCCACCAUAGAGGAGGUCAGCCGCCACUGGGACUGGCUGAACCACAAUGUUCUCCACUUGCUCUCGGUUUUCGAGAACAAGGUCGACAUCUCCAGCUUCGUUAAAGGGAAGGUCAAGGGUCUGAUAGCGCAGGAGGCGCGGGGUCGACAGACGGCCCAGGAGGAGGACCCGGAGCGCUUCCGGGAGGCGCUCCAGAAGUUCAAGCUGCACUUCGGCCUCCCGCCACAGGAGGUGCUGGUGGCGCAGUUCCCCUGCUGCUGCUGGAAGGGCCGGGUCCCACGCCAGGGCGUACUGUACCUCAGCACCAAUCACAUGGCAUUCUACUCCUUCCUGCUGGGCAAGGAAGUAAGGUUUGUGGUGCCGUGGGCGGAGGUGAGACGGGUGGAGCGUGUGUCUGCGGGCCUGAUGACGGAGGUGGUGCGGGUGGGCACCAGGCAGCGGCAGCGGGACUUCUCCAUGUUCCUGAACCUGGACGAGGCCUUUGGGCUCGUGGCCCAGCUGGCCGACAUCGCCCUGCGGAGGCUGCUGGACAGCGAGGGCCUGGAGCUGGACCGCUCGCUGCAGCAGCCGGCCCGCAUGACCAAGAGGGUUCUGGAGGAGCAGGCUCUGAGGGACUACGUCCUGGCUCUGUUCUGGCUGCCCCGGGCCGAGCGGCUCCACGAGGUGGCCUCCUGCUCCGUGUGGGCCCCCCACGCCCGCGCGCACACGGCCGGGACCCUCUACGCCACCGACAGCUACCUGGGCUUCUCCGGCCGGGGGGAGGGCACCUGUCUGCUGCUCAUACCCCUCUGUGAGGUACUGUCGAUAGAGAAGGCCGAGAGCUCCAGCCCGCUGCCCAACCCGGUGAUAGUGAGCAUUCGAAGUAAGAAGGCCUUCCAGUUCAUCGAGCUGCAGGACAGAGACGACCUGGUGGUCAGCCUCAACGACCGGCUCAGAGCGCUGCAGUGGAAACACUCCAUGUAUGCCAACAAACCUGCCCGGAAACCACUGAGCCCCCAGACACCCUACUACACCUUCUACUAUGACACGGGCUGCUCCGACGAGGAGGAGGUGGAGGAGCACGUGCUGCGCAACACCGUCAACACAGAGGCCCUUAUGACCGCCUUCAACCACGGGCUCCAUGGAGAUAACAACCUCCACAGCAAGAGUAUGGAGGAGCGUCUGCUGCUGCUGUGGGAGGAUCACUUCAGUGAGUUCGGACGCGGCGUCCACAUGUUCCGCACCGACAGGAUGGACAGGCUGGUUGCUAUGGGGAUCCCAGACUCACUGAGAGGAGACCUUUGGAUGACCCUAUCUGGCGCGGCGACGGAGCUGGCCUCCCACCAGGGUUACUACACCGACCUGGUGCAGCGGGCCAUGGGCCAGAGCACCCUGGCCACAGAGGAGAUCGAGAGGGACCUCCACCGCUCUCUCCCUGACCACCCCGCCUUCCAGAACCCCACCGGCAUCGCCGCCCUCCGGAGGGUGCUCACCGCCUACGCCCACCGCAACCCCAAGAUCGGAUACUGCCAGUCUAUGAACAUCGUGGCGUCGGUGCUGCUGCUGUACUGCCGGGAGGAGGAGGCCUUCUGGCUGUUGGUCGCUGUCUGUGAGAGGAUGCUGCCCGACUAUUUCAACCGCAGGGUCAUAGGAGCCCAGGUUGACCAGUCUGUGUUUGAGGAGCUGAUCCGGGAACGUCUCCCUGAGCUGGCGGAGCAGAUCCCGGACCUGUCGUCGCUGUCGUCCCUGUCCCUGUCCUGGUUCCUCACCCUCUUCCUCAGUGUGCUGCCCUUCCCCAGCGCCCUCUGCGUGCUGGACUGCUUCUUCUCCCAGGGCAUCCAGGCUGUCUUCCAGCUGGGCCUGGCUGUGAUGCAGGCAAACGCGUCGCAGCUCAGUGCCAGCUCCGACGAGGGACAAGCCCUCAUGGUGCUCAGCAGUUUUCUGGACCAGGUGAAGCUUGAGGAGGAGCCGGUUUCUCCACCUCUUUCACCACCUGCGAUGGAGGAGAACAGCAUCAUCAUCUCCCCCACUAGACCCCCCGUCAUCACAGACCUCCUCAUGGACUCCUACCAGAAAUUCGGAGAUCUGUCGGUGAGACAGCUAGAGAGACUCCGGUGUCGACACAGAAUCCUCGUUCUGCAGGCCCAUGAAGACACCAGCAAAGAGAACACACUGAGGGUCGUAACCCCUGAGGUGUCCAUCUCCCCUGAGGACCUGGCUGACCUCUACGACCUCUUCAAGACAGAGCACUUCAUCACCCUCUACUGGGGGGAGGGCGGUGGUGCAGCGCUGGCUCUACAGCACCACGACCCGGGGAGGCCCUACCAGGAGCAGUACCGUCUGGGCCGCGCCCAGUUCCAGAGCCUGUACGGCCUGCUGGUGCCCUGGCUGUGUGAGCAGCAGCACAGUGACACCGUGGCCAACCGCACCUUCAACCUGCUGGACCAGGACAAGGACAACCUCGUCACCUUCAGAGAGUUUGCCGGCUGGCUCGACACACUUUACUGCGAGGAUCUGAACGAGAGGAUAAGACUGCUCUACUGCCUACACAUUCCACCAGCGCUGACUGAGACGGAGGAAGACUGCCGUGGGAUGAAGGGUCCCGUGGUGUCCACCAACAGACCGCUGUAUGUGGACCGUCCCCCAGUGGUAUCAGAGGAGGUGACAGACUACCAGGAGCAACUGAAGCGCAUGUUGAAGGACCUAAUGAAGGAGAAGGAUGCGGAAAAACCACUUCCACUCAUGAACCAGCGUGAGUUCAUCCAGUUCUGCAAGACGUUGUACAGCAUGUUCCACGGUGACCCCGGCGAGAGCGAGCUCUUCCAGGCCAUCGCCACGGUUACAAGCCUGGUGCUGCAGAUCGGCGAGGUGGGCCACCGCGGGCGCCACCGCCUGGGGUCGGAGCUCAGCGACCAGGAAGAGGCGGGGCUUGGACAGGAAGUGGCAGUGACCCAGCAGGAGGAGGGGGAGGGGGACUGGAUGGUGAGCUUCGCCCAGAUCCUGGCCUCCCUGCUGACUGAAGCCCCUCUGGUGUUCUUCUUUGAGAAGCCUGUGGACCUGGCGGCUAAGAUCUCCCAGGCCAAGGAGGUCCAGUACCACCAGAGGGCCGCCAUACUGGCCCUCAAUCGCUGAGCCAAUCAUCUCGCCGAUCGCUGGAACCUUCCCUGGUAGGACCCCGUCGGAGGCCACACCUGGCCGACCAAUCCAACGCUGAGAGUAAACCUAGCCUGCACCAUGUAGCAAAGACCCCUGGUCUUGAAUGUGUUCUGGAGGGUUGACCAUCCAGAGGCCAUUUGGGGAGCUGGUGGCUGCUAGGUGGGAGCUAGGGCUGCAAGAUGGCAGAGAUUCGGAGCUCAGCUGUGGAGCUCCAACAAUACAAACAUGGAAAGAUACUGAAUCCAACCAAAUGUACAACUCCUGUCCAAUGCCUGAGUACUGGUGCCUUCUACUGGGAUUGCCCUCAUUAGGGUAUGCUUCAUCGGUUGUGUAAAGAAGGGUUCCUUGGCUCUUAAAUUGGUCCAGUUAGCAUUUCUAAAGUGUGCCACUCCAGUGUGCAUAACUCUGGGAAGGUUUGACGACAGAACAGUGACUUCAUUUAAACUAAAGCCCUUGAAUCCAUCCCAUCAUGUCUCUGCUACGUCCACCAAUCAGAAAACAGUACACAACUAACGCUACUGCUGAAUGUGAAACUAAUUAGCUUUCAUUUUUGCCACUUUUUAAGAAACAAGCUGAGAUGAUACACACCAAAUGUCAGGAUAUUAUAUUACUAUAUUUUGUACUUUAAUUGUUUUCCUUUUUAAUGCCUUCUACCUGUUUUACAUAAUGUAAAUCAACAUUUUCCGCCUGCAUCUCCCUGACAAAACGGGAACAAUUACUUUCUCCUACAUUGCCUAAUCUUCAUCUAGACCAGGGUUCAGUGUUUAUUAUCCAUAUAUUUACUGCCAAAUGUUGCAGUUGUGCCUGAGAAGAAAGCUGUGAUACUGAAUCUGUGCCUGUUAGUCCGUCUGCUGUUCUGGUUCCAUGUGUCAAAAUGUUCUUUUGAGGACAACAUUCAAACUGAACAACGGCAAUGAGCUCUCCUGUGCCUGAUAACUUUACGAGUAUUUAUUCCCUUAACUACUUUGACUAGUAGGACAAUAAUGGGUACACCUCAUCAUGGAACACAAUCAUGUCAAGAAUGGUUAGUGAUAGUACGACCUCAGCUAGAUUGUCAAAAAUGUCACAUGUGUUGUUACACAAUAAAACAAACCGAAAAUCA
This is a messenger RNA of Gadus macrocephalus (Pacific cod), 4499 nucleotides long. RefSeq names its product TBC1 domain family member 8. The transcript has 20 exons. NCBI's taxonomy places the organism in Eukaryota, Metazoa, Chordata, Actinopteri, Gadiformes, Gadidae. Bases 23 to 3373 code for a protein of 1116 amino acids. Gene Ontology annotation, molecular function: calcium ion binding. The record is from RefSeq and is a predicted model, not a curated record.